Anarrhichthys ocellatus (wolf-eel) is the source of this 2091-nucleotide messenger RNA. RefSeq names its product chromatin target of PRMT1a (gene chtopa). The coding region runs from base 539 to 1288 and encodes 249 amino acids. NCBI's taxonomy places the organism in Eukaryota, Metazoa, Chordata, Actinopteri, Perciformes, Anarhichadidae. The record is from RefSeq and is a predicted model, not a curated record. The transcript is spliced from 6 exons.
ACGUCAGUUCACCAUUCAACAAGGAGCCGCGUCUACCUGACUGAGUGUACAUGCACGUCGAGCUGCUGGAUAGCUGGUCUCAGGAGGUCGAGCAGCCCCUCCGCUACAACAUCUUUGCCGGAGGAAGUCACUACUACAGCCGCUGUCGCCAUUUUAGUAACCCAACAACACUGGCAGACAGACCGGAAGCUACGUCACGUCCUCGUGACGUUGCAGACAUCUCCAUUUUCUUCCAGUGGUCGGUAAAUUAAGCUAGCAGCACCAUUUUAGUGAGACUCGCUGUAGAACCUGUUCCAGCAUUUUGCGAAUAGUCUGAGAAAGACCCGAAUUCAACUAGAGUUUGCUCAUUUCUUACAGCGCUUAGCUAGGAAGGUAGCAUAUUCUAUGUUGUAUUUUAACACAAGACUAUAAGGACAACCACCCGGCCACACUGCGCCGGUAACGUUACCUGCUAGCUGCUAAAGCUAACCCUAGCUGGCCGCAAGGCUCUUCUCGACCGACGCAUCAGUCACUGAGCCUGCAAGCGAAGUCUGCCAAAAUGAGUGCAGCCUCCUCCCAAAAAGUCGUGCUGAAAAGUACCACCAAAGUGUCCUUGAACGAGCGCUUCACUAACAUGCUGAAGAACAAGCAGCCUGCUGCAGUAAGCAUUCGAGCCACUAUGCAACAGCAGCAUUUGGCCAGUGCCCGCAAUCGCCGGCUGGCCCAGCAGAUGGAGAACCGGCCCUCGGUGCAAGCGGCUCUGAAUCACAAGCAGAGCCUGAAGCAGCGCCUGGGGAAGAGCAACAUCCAGGCCAGGCUGGGCCGGCCUGUCGGGACUCUGAUGCGUGGAGGAGCUGCUGGAGGUAGAGGGGGAAUGCGAGGGAUGAUCAGGGGCGGCCUCCGAGGACGAGCCAGAGGGGGAGUGAUGAGGGGAGCCCUGUCCCUGAGAGGCAAGCGAGUGUCUUCUACAGGUGGCCCCAUGCGAGGUCGUGGCUCUGCUGGCCGUCUGGCAAUGCGUAGAGGAGGCCGCCACCGUGGAGGAGCUCCUGGGAGAGGAGGAGCUCUGUCCAGAGGAGCAGCACGAGGAGUAGCCCGAGGCCGUGGGGCAACAGGCCGUGGGGGACUGCGUGGCCGUGGUGGUUUUGCUGGUCGAGGUGGUCGCGGACGAGGGCGAGGUGUUGGCCAACAAGCUAUGACCCGUGAGCAACUAGACAACCAGCUGGACGCCUACAUGUCAAAGACCAAAGGCCACCUGGAUGCUGAGCUGGACGCCUACAUGGCCCAGGCAGACCCAGACAGUAUGGAGUGACGCUGAAGGACUCUGAAGCAGACACGUCUAGAGUCACUGCAGAACUGUACAGCUGAACUCGCACAUACAUUGUAGUUUUUCACCAGAUUAAUGGGCUCCCAAUUGAUCAUCUUUGUAAUUUAGACGAGUGGUGACGGUCCAGGACUCUUAGCUUUGGAACAGCAAGAAAUCAAGGUUUCCCUUGAUUGUGCUUCGACCACUACUCAAUUCUGCAUCAACCUGCUCGUGCAAACUCUUUUAAAUCUGGAAUAAAUGUGUGUGGGACCUUUUUAAACAUUAACCAGCUCUGCUGUCUGUAGACAUCAUUUUUUAUAAUCAUUAUUACUUUUUUUUUUUUUUUUUUUUUUUUUUUUUUUUUUUUAAUAUAUGACCUUAAAAACACUUCAAUCGUUUGGGACAGAUGUCUAUAAUGGUCAAUGGUCUAGUUGAUGCGUUUGAACUUCUGUUGAAACCAAUUUUGAAUUACACCGGUUUGUUUUUUAAACUUUUAUUUUACAUGUGAUUUUAGCACUAGCGUGCUCAGACCUUUUUACGGAUUCAUUUAUUGGCCUGUCUUGGCAACAAUUGCAAUGCAACCUUUUCUAAAAUAUUUGUUAAAAGAAUGUAAGCAAGGAGUUUCCAUUUGCCAUUGUUUUGUAUUUAAAGAUGUAGUACUUUGAAGUCUUUUGUUCCUCUGUAUCUUCCACCUGUCGGCGUGCUUCAGUGGGCUGCUGACGUUCUCAACUUGUACUUGAGAGCAUUUGUAUAACAUUAUCCAAAGCAAGUGAAAUAGGUUUUAAUUAAAAUGGAUAGGAUUUCCCUAA